AUGGACACCCGCCGGCAUAAGCAGUCCAUGUCCGAGCUCAAGCUGCGCCGCCUGAUGGAGCACAACCAGCGGCUUCGGGAGGACCUCGCGCGCCCGCGGAUACGGGUCAGCGAGGCCAGCGCCAGUCUGAUCCGGUACUGCAAGACGACGAAGGACCACCUCGUCCCGAGCGUGUGGGGGCCCGUGGGCAAGCACGAGGACCCGUACGCCCCGCAAAACGGGGGCAAGUGCUGUGUCAUACAGUGA
Molecule: messenger RNA, 246 nt
Organism: Gloeophyllum trabeum ATCC 11539
Lineage: Eukaryota; Fungi; Basidiomycota; Agaricomycetes; Gloeophyllales; Gloeophyllaceae
Product: G-protein gamma subunit
Exons: 2
Coding region: 1-246 (81 amino acids)
Biological process (GO): G protein-coupled receptor signaling pathway
Cellular component (GO): heterotrimeric G-protein complex
Molecular function (GO): G-protein beta-subunit binding
Source: RefSeq, a predicted model, not a curated record